Molecule: messenger RNA, 663 nt
Organism: Cornus florida
Lineage: Eukaryota; Viridiplantae; Streptophyta; Magnoliopsida; Cornales; Cornaceae
Product: extensin-like
Exons: 2
Coding region: 1-663 (220 amino acids)
Source: RefSeq, a predicted model, not a curated record
AUGAUGAAGAAACCAACCCACCAGCAGACUGAACCAUCAGUGAACAACCCCAUCCCUAACCAACUUGAACCACCUUUCAAUCCACCUCAUCAACCUCAUGACACAUCUCACCAGCCUCCAUGCUCAGCACAGAAACCAUCACCUCGGAGGAUCAACACACACAGGGUACUUUCUCCUAAACCUCACCCUCCAAACCUUAUCACUGAAGUUUACCCUCCACCCAUCCCCCCUUCUCACAAUGGAACACCUCAUUCCCAUUUCCCUGCACCAACCACAAACCCCAUAAGCUCCCCAGACCACCAAAUUGAGAGGUUGCAAGAACAGCUUGAAUGGUCUGAAGAGAACUUGGGUAGAUCAAUGGAUAUGCACUAUGAGAAGAACAAGAUCAUCUCAGAAUUGAGAGCUGAAGUAGAAAAACUCCUGUCAGAGAAGUCUCACCAACAUCCUUCAACCAAUACCUCUCCUCCUACCAUCAACACUACCACAGCUCCAGUGGGUCAACAACAAGCAAUCCCUAUCAUCACCUCUACAAGGUCUCCCCCACCAGCACAUGCUCAUCUAGUGCCUGCGAACUCCACCACCACCAUGCCUCCUACAGCAGCAGGGGCUCAUCCACCAUUGGUGGACCCAGGUUCAAACUUCAAACUCAAUUUUGAAUUUUAA